Messenger RNA from Balaenoptera ricei (Rice's whale), 926 nucleotides. RefSeq names its product Rho GDP dissociation inhibitor gamma (gene ARHGDIG). Gene Ontology annotation, molecular function: Rho GDP-dissociation inhibitor activity; protein binding. Lineage: Eukaryota; Metazoa; Chordata; Mammalia; Artiodactyla; Balaenopteridae. Gene Ontology annotation, biological process: Rho protein signal transduction. Bases 48 to 725 code for a protein of 225 amino acids. The record is from RefSeq and is a predicted model, not a curated record. The transcript has 6 exons. Gene Ontology annotation, cellular component: membrane; cytosol; cytoplasm.
CGGCGGCUCCUCGGCGGCUCGGCGGCGGGGCCGGGCCGCGGGCCACCAUGCUGGGCCUGGACGCGUGUGAGCUGGGGGCGCAGCUGCUGGAGCUGCUCCGGCUGGCGCUGUGCGCCCGAGUCCUCCUGACUGACAAGGAGAAGGGGCAGCUGCCGCCAGAUGAGGUGCUGGAUGAGGCCGUGCCGGAGUACCGGGCCCCGGGGAGGAAGAGCCUCCUGGAGAUCCAGCAGCUGGACCCGGACGACGAGAGCCUGGUCAAGUACAAGCGGGUGCUGCUGGGGCCUGAGCCGCCUGUCGUGGACCCAAGCCUGCCCAACGUGCAGGUGACCAGCCUGACACUGAUGUCUGAGCAGGCCCCAGGGCCCAUCACCAUGGACCUCACAGGGGAGUUGGCUGCGCUGAAAAACCAGGUGUUUGUCCUGAAGGAGGGUGUUGAUUACAAAGUGAAGAUUACCUUCAAGGUCAAUAAGGAGAUCGUCAGUGGCCUCAAGUGUCUGCAUCACACCUACCGCCAGGGCCUGCGAGUGGACAAAGCCGUCUACAUGGUGGGCAGCUAUGGUCCGAGCGCCCAGGAGUACGAGUUUGUGACUCCGUUGGAGGAGGCGCCCCGGGGCGCGCUGGUGCGGGGUGCCUACGUGGUCACGUCCUUCUUCACCGAUGACGACAGGACCCCCCACCUGUCCUGGGAGUGGGGCCUCCACAUCUGCCAGGACUGGGAGAGCUGAGCGCCCCCUGCCCCAGGGCUGUGUUCCCACUUGCAGUCCUGGUCUCCCCCACCUCUGUCAGUCGCUGCAAGGGACCCCUGACCAUUCCCCGGCCCCCUCAGUGGCCAGACCCCCCUGCCCUCUGUCCUGUCCCGGGAUGCCCCCUCCCCAGGCCUGGCACUGUGCCCUGAACAGUCCUAUUAAACGUUGCUCUGUCUCGGU